AUCUACAAAGAAGAAGGGUGGCCACCUAAGGAUAAGCGGGCAUUGACGAUGCUGGGGAUCACAAAGUCAUUCUUCAGCCGCAAAAGCCACCACCAACGCCGCCGCGGCUGCCGCAGUACAUUGUUGUUUCCCAUUAGAGCACUGCAGCAGAAGAUCAAAGAACUGGUCAUGGAAUCCCCCGCUCAUAAUUUCGGUGGUGUUUGCUACAAAGUCCUGUAUUAUGGAGCUGAAAACUUGAGGACGAUACAACAGGUGCUGGAAAUGAAGAUGAUUGAACAACUGGGAAGGGACAUAGAUUUGAAGCCUAAACCCCAAAACUUCGUUGGAGACUUAUUGGAAUUUCAGCAAGAUCAGGUGGUUGAUUCUGGGAGAUUUGGAGUGGGAGGUUUUCUCAAAGGCUGAUAAUUACAUCCACGACUUCUUGGAGGUGCAGGGGAAGAGCAGGGUGGUGAGCAGAAGCAUUGAUAGAAGAUAUUGCAGGUGGGAGAAGCUUCCAAUGGGAGUAUACAAGUUGAAUACUGAUGCUAGGUUGAAUAGUAGAAGGGAGGCUGCUAUGGGCUGUGUAGUGAGAGAUUGGGAUGGACGAGUGACCUUUUAUGCAAACAAGUGUGAGAAGAUCAAGUGGCCGACUAUAGUGGCAGAGGGAAAGGCUAUUCUCUUUGGUUUGCAAAAGAUGCUGGAGAGGGGAUUAGGCCCUGUGAUCGUGG
Molecule: messenger RNA, 707 nt
Organism: Linum tenue
Lineage: Eukaryota; Viridiplantae; Streptophyta; Magnoliopsida; Malpighiales; Linaceae
Source: the annotation of a GenBank genome assembly